UCCAACUUGAUCUGACUUGUCAACUUAACGAGACUAAACCAAGACGCCAUUUGACAACUACGAGCAGCAUUUCUUGGUUCUUUCAGUUGAAAGGGUUUCGUUUACAAAUUAAAUAUGACCGAUACAGCUAAUGAUGAUUUGGCCACAGCAAUCUUGAAGAAGAAAGAUCGACCAAACAGACUUCUUGUCGAAGAAGCUAUCAAUGAAGACAAUUCAGUGGUUUCUCUGUCACAGAAAAAGAUGGACGAGCUCCAGCUUUUCAGAGGUGACACAGUUCUCUUAAAAGGAAAGAGACGAAGAGAAACAGUGUGUAUAGUGCUUUCAGAUGACACAGUUACUGAUGACAAAAUCAGAAUAAACAGAUGUGUUAGAAAUAAUCUGAGAGUUCGUUUGGGUGAUAUAGUGAGUAUACAAGCCUGUCCAGAUGUUAAGUAUGGAAAAAGAAUUCACGUUCUCCCAAUCGAUGACACUGUUGAAGGUCUCACUGGCAACUUGUUUGAGGUUUAUUUGAAACCUUACUUCAUGGAAGCAUACAGACCAAUCAGAAAAGGCGAUAUAUUCUUGGUUCGAGGAGGCAUGCGAGCUGUUGAGUUCAAAGUAAUCGAGACUGAUCCAUCUCCAUACUGCAUUGUUGCACCCGACACAGUCAUUCAUUGUGAAGGAGAGCCUGUUAAAAGAGAGGAAGAGGAAGAGGCUUUGUUGGAAGUUGGCUAUGAUGAUAUUGGUGGUUGUCGUAAACAGCUUGCACAGAUCAAAGAAAUGGUGGAGCUGCCACUCAGACAUCCACAACUCUUCAAAGCAAUUGGUGUUAAGCCCCCUAGAGGUAUCAUGUUGUAUGGUCCGCCUGGAACUGGUAAAACACUCAUUGCUAGAGCUGUUGCUAAUGAAACUGGAGCAUUUUUCUUUUUGAUAAAUGGCCCUGAGAUUAUGAGUAAGCUUGCUGGCGAGUCCGAAAGUAACUUGAGAAAAGCAUUUGAAGAAGCAGAAAAGAAUGCACCAGCCAUUAUUUUUAUUGAUGAACUUGAUGCCAUCGCACCAAAGAGAGAAAAGACACAUGGUGAAGUAGAAAGGCGAAUUGUUUCACAGUUACUAACUCUCAUGGAUGGUUUGAAGCAGCGAUCCCAUGUUAUUGUCAUGGCGGCAACAAACAGACCAAACAGUGUAGAUUCAGCACUCAGAAGAUUUGGUCGAUUUGACAGAGAGGUUGAUAUUGGCAUUCCUGAUGCCACCGGCAGACUUGAAAUCCUCAGAAUCCACACAAAAAAUAUGAAACUGUCUGAUGAUGUAGACUUGGAACAGAUUGCUGCAGAAACCCACGGUCACGUUGGUGCCGACGUGGCAGCGCUGUGCUCCGAGGCAGCUCUUCAGCAGAUCCGUGAGAAAAUGGACCUCAUUGAUCUUGAUGAUGACACUAUUGACGCAGAGGUUCUCGAUUCACUGGCCGUCACGAUGGAUAACUUCAGGUGGGCUUUGAGCAAGAGUAAUCCAAGUGCUCUGAGAGAGACAUCGGUGGAGGUGCCCAAUGUAUCCUGGGAUGAUGUUGGUGGUCUGGAAAAUGUCAAGAGAGAGUUGCAAGAGCUUGUUCAGUAUCCAGUGGAGCAUCCGGAGAAGUUCCUCAAGUUUGGCAUGACUCCAUCGAAGGGUGUGUUGUUCUAUGGACCACCUGGGUGUGGUAAGACACUGCUCGCUAAGGCCAUCGCCAAUGAAUGUCAGGCCAACUUCAUCUCCAUCAAGGGACCUGAGUUGCUCACCAUGUGGUUUGGAGAGUCUGAAGCUAAUGUCCGAGACAUUUUCGACAAGGCACGAUCUGCUGCACCUUGUGUCCUGUUCUUUGAUGAGCUGGAUUCAAUAGCAAAGGCAAGAGGAGGAAAUGCUGGAGAUGGAGGUGGAGCUGCUGACCGAGUGAUCAACCAGCUGUUGACAGAAAUGGACGGUAUGAGUUCAAAGAAAAAUGUUUUCAUCAUUGGUGCAACAAACAGGCCUGAUAUCAUUGAUCCUGCUAUUCUGCGACCUGGUCGUUUAGAUCAGCUUAUCUACAUUCCCCUGCCAGAUGACAAAUCACGAAUCCAGAUUCUCAAAGCUAAUCUCAGAAAAUCCCCAGUUGCAAAGGAUGUUGAUUUGGACUAUUUAGCCAAGGUGACCCAUGGUUUCAGUGGAGCUGAUUUGACAGAAAUUUGUCAGAGAGCUUGUAAGCUGGCAAUUCGUGAUUCUAUUGAAGCUGAGAUCCGCUAUGAAAAGCAGCGAGCAGAAAAUCCAGAUGCAGAUAUGGAGAUGGAUGAUUAUGAUCCAGUGCCAGAGAUUGUAAGAGCUCACUUUGAAGAGUCGAUGAAAUAUGCCAGACGUUCAGUCAGUGAUAACGACAUCCGCAAAUACGAAAUGUUCGCACAGACACUACAACAAAGUAGAGGAUUUGGCGGAAACUUCAGAUUCCCUGGUCAGACUGGAGGACCCAGUCAGGGACCGAGCCAGGGUGGAAGUGAAUCUGGAAACUUCGCACAGCAGGAUGAUGAUGACCUGUACAGUUAAACAGUGAUACAAAUAUGCACGACAAACACUGGCGGCAGUGCAAUCCAACUGGACUUGAACAUGUUCAAUAAAUAUUAAUUUCACCAUUUUCCAGAAAAAAAUCCUAACAUUUGCUUCUCGUUUUACUAAGUAGUGUUUUUGGAUUCUUACUUCAUCACAAGACAUUUUGGAUAUCAGUCGGCAAUUUGUGGCGUUUUAUUUUUUUUCAUUGAUUUGUGUUUACUCAUUAUGUUUGUUCAGGAUUAUAGUUGUACAGCAUCUUGGUUAUCUGUUUAUUAGCAGUGUAACGAUACAGGUAAGUCUUGAUUCGAUAUGAUGUAUCCUGAUACAUGGGUCUCGAUAUGACACACAUUGCGAUAUUUAAUAACACUGACCCUAGGUAUUAAGCAGUGUGAAAUAUUUUGAGCAAUUAUAGCUUUUUGAACAUUAAAUUAAAAACAUCUAGCUUAAGUUAUCAAUUUUAGAAAAUCCAACAUGUUUCCAGUUGGCCUGAUGUUUGUGAUAGCUCGAAAUUAAUUUUAUGCAAAACUAAGAUAAUACAGAUUUCAGGAAUUGAUGUCAAUGACUUUAAGACAUAUUUAUGUAUCAUAUGUAUCAUGAUACAGCUGCUAUAAAUCAAUGUAUUGUAUUGUGAACCUUUUUUCGUGAUACAAUACUGUCACACUGUAUGGUUUUACCUCUGCUGUUUAUUUUGAUUUGAACAAAAUGUAUUCUACCUUGUGUAAAUUAUCAUCAAAUGUUUUGGUGUGGAUAAUUUAACAAAAAAUAAAAGGUGUGGGGGAGAAGGAUCCUAAAUAUUUUUAAACAUGUAUUUUAUUUGGUCCUUGGAAGACCUAAAAAAUAAUGGAUUUGUUUCUUCUUUUUUUAGAUACAGUUUGGAGUAAAACUUGUGUUAAUUUCAAAAAAAUACUUUAAUUAUUUGUAUUUAAUUACAGAAAUGAAAAAGGUAUAUUUUGGUUGGAGAGAAACAUAGUCUUUAGAUAAGUUGUCAGUAAAAUAUUUAAAGAUUUCAUUAGGAAUUGAUUUUAUAUAUAUAUUUUUUUUUCUUUCUAUAUGGUUGUUUAAAAUUCUGUACAACUAACCAUUUCAUCUAUGUAUAUCAUCAUUUUAUGGUAAGCAUCUGUAUUUUACUGCACUCAUGUAAAAAAUAUCUCAUAAAAAGACACAUUACUUGUGAUAGUAAAAUUUUCGAAAUUGAUAAGACUAUAAAUGUGAAAAAAAUACAUGUUUAAGAAUAUUAUUUGUACUGUGAAAAUGUUUAGUUCCUUUUUAUUUGUGUUUUUUUUAUGCUAGGAUUUUUUUUGUUAUUGAUGGUUUUCUAAAAACAAAAACAAAUGAGUAUGUUUAUGGCUAUUAAUUGAUGUGAAAAAAUUACAGCAGGAAAGUAGGUAAUUUCAAGCUUAUUAGCAACAGUGCAAGUUUAUUUUAAGCAGUGUAAUUUAAUGUUGAAUUGAAUUUUUCCAUCAUGUUCUGUUUCACUGACAAUGAUUAUAAAUAGGCAAGUGGUUAACAAAGGUAUAUAAUUGCAACAGAUUUUUAGGUUUGAACCAUUUGAUCUACAAAUUAUUUUAUUUAUUUUGUCAUUAAAAAUAGUGUUGGGAGAAAAUCCCUCAAUAUAUUAUAAAUUGUGCUAUUUUCUUUGCCUUUCUUUCAGAACUGUCUGAUGGUAAGGAUGUUGUUUCUAAUUUAUUGUGGUCUGUUGGUUAUUUUCUGGAUAAUAAAAUGUACUGAAUAUAUUGUUCGUAGUGUAUUUAAACAAUAAAAACAGAAUGCAUCAUUGUUUUAUGUUUUAUAAGUAUAACCAUUUUCACAGUACCAAAUAGUUUUGAAUACUAGUAGUGUUAUACUUGAGGAAACAAACUUUGAAUAAAUUCUAAAUAAUU
Gigantopelta aegis is the source of this 4409-nucleotide messenger RNA. RefSeq names its product transitional endoplasmic reticulum ATPase. Gene Ontology annotation, biological process: autophagosome maturation; mitotic spindle disassembly; retrograde protein transport, ER to cytosol. The transcript has 19 exons. The coding region runs from base 115 to 2526 and encodes 803 amino acids. The record is from RefSeq and is a predicted model, not a curated record. Gene Ontology annotation, cellular component: cytosol; VCP-NPL4-UFD1 AAA ATPase complex; nucleus. Gene Ontology annotation, molecular function: ATP binding; ATP hydrolysis activity; polyubiquitin modification-dependent protein binding. Lineage: Eukaryota; Metazoa; Mollusca; Gastropoda; Neomphalida; Peltospiridae.